This is a messenger RNA of Bolinopsis microptera, 594 nucleotides long. RefSeq lists its product as uncharacterized. The transcript has 3 exons. The record is from RefSeq and is a predicted model, not a curated record. Gene Ontology annotation, cellular component: respiratory chain complex IV; mitochondrion. Lineage: Eukaryota; Metazoa; Ctenophora; Tentaculata; Lobata; Bolinopsidae. The coding region runs from base 16 to 336 and encodes 106 amino acids.
GCUAAUACAUUAAAAAUGGGUUGGAGGGACGUUGAAAUGCCGGAUGGUACUGUAAAGAAGUUCAUAUGGAGUCCUAAAUACGACCCAAGAUACCCUUCUUUUAACCAAGGGCCCAAGUGUAACCAAUACUUCAUUGAUUUCCAGAAGUGUAUCUGGAAGAAGGGUGAAGGGUACAAGCCAUGUGAUUGGUUCAGACAUCACUACGAGCACAUCUGUCCUCAACCUUGGAUCGAAAAGUGGAACGACCAACUUGACCGAGGUGUUUUCCCCUCCAAGCAACUGUUGAAGUGGCAGAACAAGUACCCCAAGGCUGCAGCUGCAGAAGAAGAGGAAUAAAUAUAGUUCAACAACGUUGACUGCUUUCUAUCAUGGACCAUCGAGACUCACACUAUCGAAGAAUAGAUUCAAUUUUGUUUAGCAAAGUUAACUAAGCCACGACCCCUUUUGGAUCUGAACCACAUUUGUAAUUUAUUGUUAGGCUAGGCUGUCCUCCGAUUUUUUAGGUGUUUAAGAUCAGAGACUGGCCUUCGGAUAUUAUUAUUUUCUAAUUGUGAUGUUAUGAGUAAAAAUUAUGCCAAUAGUUCAAGUGAUUAA